Neoarius graeffei (lesser salmon catfish) is the source of this 3051-nucleotide messenger RNA. It is a transcript of the gene nom1, whose product is annotated as nucleolar protein with MIF4G domain 1. NCBI's taxonomy places the organism in Eukaryota, Metazoa, Chordata, Actinopteri, Siluriformes, Ariidae. Gene Ontology annotation, molecular function: RNA binding; protein binding. The transcript is spliced from 12 exons. Bases 116 to 2635 code for a protein of 839 amino acids. The record is from RefSeq and is a predicted model, not a curated record. Gene Ontology annotation, cellular component: nucleolus. Gene Ontology annotation, biological process: ribosomal small subunit biogenesis.
AAUAAAGAUGGCUGCCUCCAUGUUCCAUGUGUGUGUGCUGUGUUUUGGGUGAAUCGUGCACUAACAACACGAUGAAAUAAUUUAUUUUACGAGUUUAUGUCUCCAAAAGCUCAACAUGAAACCUAAACUCCAGCGAAAAGGAGGCGGAAAAGGAAAACAGAACCGAGAUAAGCUGCAUAAAUUCAUGGUUUCUGUCCAGAACUUUGUGAAAAGUGAAGGAGGACAAGAUGAACCGGAGCCACACGGAUACAUGGAGAUGCUGGCGAAGAGGAAAAGUCGGAAAGAAAUGCGCAAAGAGAAGCGGAAGCUGAAGAAGAAGAAAAGGAUGAAAGUGAAGCAGCCUGCUGAGGAGAAUGAGCAGAGUGUCAGUGUGGAUACUGCUCCACACAAAGCUCCACACAAAGCUCCACCAGCCAUCAAAACCAAACCGCAGUCACCCUGUGCAGGUGCUGAGCUCACUGACAGGGAGAAGAAACCUAAAAGAAAAGUGCAUUUCGAGAAGACAGCACAUCAGCCUGAAAAGAAAGCCAAAGUGCAGAUGAUGAGGAAGAAAGCGCUGAUGGAAGCCAAUGAGAUGGAGGACCAGGAGAUCAAGAAGCUGGAGAAACGGCUUGGUCUCCAUAAGAGGAGGAACAAGAAGAGCCUUCCGCAGUCUUUCAUCAGUGACGGUCUCGAUUACAUCCUGGGCAUUCUGGAGCCUGGAGGGUCUGGGUUUUACGACAGCGAUGAGGAUGUGGAGUCGGCCAAAGCGAAGAGCAGGUUGAAGAAGUUAGAGGAGGAGGAGGAAGAUCAUGAUGAUGAGCUGGAUGAAGGCGAGGAGGAAGAUGAGGAGGAAGAUCAUGAUGAUGAAGGCGAGGAGGAAGAGGAAGAUCAUGAUGAUAAGGUAGAUGAAGGCAGGGAGGAAGAUCAUGAUGAUGAGGUGGAUGAAGGCGAGGAGGAGGAAGAUCAUGAUGAGGGGGAUGAAAGCGAGGAAGAUGAAGACAAAGGUGAAAAUGAGGACAUUGAAAAAGGAGAAGGUGCAUCAGGAGAAGAUGAUGAAGAAAAUACCCAAGAUAAGUCAUCUAGCAGUGAUGUGCCGGAUAAAUACGUCCCCCCUCAUCUCCGUGAAGCAGCCGACAGCAAGCGUAAAGCUGAGCUGGAGCGACUGAAACGCAGUCUGAAAGGUCUAAUAAACAGGUUGAGUGAACCCAACAUGGGCUCCAUCAGUGGGCAGGUGGAGGAGAUGUACAUGAGCAACAGCAGGAAGGACAUGAACGACGCACUGACAGAAGUUCUCAUGGCCGCCUGCGUCACGCCGGCGCUGAUGCCCGACAGGCUGUUGAUGGAGCACAUGUUGUUAGUCAGUAUCCUGCAUCACACGGUUGGACUGGAGGUUGGUGCUCAUUUCCUGGAGACGGUGGUGCGCCGUUUCGAUGAGACCCAGCGUGACAGUUCCAUCACGGGUAAAGAGUGCUCUAAUCUGGCCUCCAUGCUGGCGCACAUGUACAACUUCCAGGUGGUGCACUCGCUGCUGCUGUUUGACGUGCUCAGGCGGCUGCUGUUGUCGUUCACACCACUGGACGUGGAGCUCAUGCUGCUGCUGCUGAGGAACGUGGGCUUCUCCCUGAGGAAGGACGAUCCUCUGGGCCUGAAGGAGCUGAUAUCUGAAGCCCAGCGCAAAGCCAGCACGGAGGGAUCGCGUUUCAGCGACCAGACCAGAGUGCGCUUCAUGUUAGAGACCAUGCUGGCGCUGAAGAACAAUGACAUGCGGAAAAUUCCAGGUUACGACCCCGAGCCUGUGGAGAGACUGAGGAAACUGCAGCGCACACUGAUCCAGAACCGGGCGAGUGGCACUGAUGUGAAGCUCAGAGUUUCUUUGGAGAAUCUUCUGGAAGCACAGCGCGUUGGACGCUGGUGGAUCGUUGGGUCAUCUUGGAGCGGAGCGCCCAUGAUUAACGAUGACAAACCGACAACGCAGCCCGUUAAAGGCAAACAGUUCAGUGCCAAAGUGCUGGAGCUGGCACGCAAACAGCGCAUGAACACGGACAUCAGGAGGAACAUCUUCUGCGUCAUUAUGACCAGUGAGGAUUAUCUGGACGCCUUCGAGAAGCUCCUCAGACUGGGUCUGAAAGGUCAGCAGGAGCGUGAUAUCAUUCACGUUCUGCUCGACUGCUGCCUGCAGGAGAAAACCUUCAACAGCUUCUACGCAGUUUUAGCAGAGAAGUUUUGUGCACAUGACCGACGCUUCCAGAUGACAUUCCAGUUCUGUCUGUGGGAUAAGUUUAAAGAUCUGGCAACCCUGUCGAGCAGUUCCUUUACGAACCUCGUCCAGAUGGUCACACAUCUGUUAACCAAGAACUCACUCUCACUCUCCAUCCUCAAGGCCAUAGAGUUUGGAGAACUUGAUAAGCCCAAGGUCAAAUUUUUGAGGCAGAUCCUGUCCAAACUCUUCCAGCAGACUCAGGAGGAGGAUCUGGUUCACAUUUUCAGCCGGAUUUCUGGAAUUCCCAAGCUUGGAAUGCUACGUGAAGGACUGAAGCUCUUCAUCAGGCAUUUCCUACUUCGUAGCGCACAAAUGGAGGGAAUGCUGCUGAACAAGAGAGCUGAGCUCGCCAUCAAGGCCAUGGAGGAGCAUGACGCCAAGCUGAAACUGUAGAACACAAGCAGUUGAGACUCCUGGAGAAAAUUUUGAGGAAUUCAACAGAUUUUGUCCAGCAGGUGGCUCUUCAACCCAAAUAAUGAGGAAGAUGGUUUCGGGGGCUUUGUUUUUCCCUUUGCAGCACAUUUUUAGUGGAAGGACAAUUUGGCCUUCGAGUCUAAUUUAAACAAGGAGCCUCGGCUGCUUCGGAAAUAAGCAAAAAAUAACACUUGUUGGAUGAACAACAUCAAAUAUUGUUUAUAUUUUCAUAUUGUAUGAAGAUGUUAAAGAUAUUAAUUCUGAAUUAUUUUAUUUUUGAUGAAAAAAAGGUGUACGAGUUUCAGAAAAUGAUAAUCGAAAGACAAGACUUGGAAAAUUACGAAUUCAGUUGGUGUCAAGUUUUAUAACCUUUUCAAUAAAAGAUUUAACAGAUA